Messenger RNA from Xiphophorus couchianus (Monterrey platyfish), 2397 nucleotides. It is a transcript of the gene ccdc93, whose product is annotated as CCC complex scaffolding subunit CCDC93. The transcript is spliced from 23 exons. Bases 60 to 1925 code for a protein of 621 amino acids. The record is from RefSeq and is a predicted model, not a curated record. NCBI's taxonomy places the organism in Eukaryota, Metazoa, Chordata, Actinopteri, Cyprinodontiformes, Poeciliidae. Gene Ontology annotation, biological process: Golgi to plasma membrane transport.
CAUUCAAUAGUUCGAUCAUGUGACGUAGUCAUGUGACUCAGCAUCGCAUUUCAUUCAUCAUGGCGGCGACUGCGUCUGUCUUCCUCAGAGUGAGAACAGGAUCCAAGGUUGGAGCAGAGUACGACCAGGAAGGCCUGCUGAUCCAGGUGGAGAGCAGAGAAGAUGAGGAACAAACCGUGAAGCUGGCAGAAAUCCUGGAGCUGCUGCUGGCUGCGGGUUACUUCCGGGCCCGCAUCAAAGGCCUGUCCCCAUUUGAUAAGGUUGUUGGUGGAAUGACCUGGUGCAUAACCACAUGUAACUUUGACAUAGAUGUCGAUCUACUCUUCCAAGAAAAUUCCACUAUUGGACAGAAAAUAGCCCUGACAGAGAAAAUUGUUUCUGUUUUACCAAAGAUGAAGUGUCCUCAUCGCCUGGAACCCCAUCAGAUCCAAGGCUUGGAUUUUAUUCAUAUUUUCCCAGUGAUACAAUGGUUGGUGAAGCGAGCCAUAGAGACGAGAGAAGAGAUGGGAGAUUAUGUGAGAGCCUAUUCCAUUUCUCAGUUCCAGAAGAGCCAUUCCUUCCCUGAGGAUCAAGAACUUCUCCAGAGAAAAGACAAAGCUGUGAAGGCCGUUCUGGAUGUAUUGGAAGUGUACAAACCUGAGAGAAAGUACAGAAGACAGAAAGAUGCAGAACUCCUCCUGGAUGAGGAGUCCAGGAUCCAUUUUACUCUGCUGGAGUAUGGCAGAAUGUGUGAAGCUAUGCUGAGAUAUGGACUAAAUAAGCAGUGUAAACAAAACAAGGAAGAUGAGGGGCAGUUCAGUGGGCCUCAGGCAAUACCUGCCAGCAUUACUGAAGUGUUGGAAGAAGACAAGCUGCAGGCAGCAGAAGAGGGGAAGCUGACUGCAAGUGCUGUGGGUCAGAUAGUUGGACUCCAAUCUGAGGAGAUCAAACUGAUAGCCUCGGAGUACGCUGGAAAGCAGUUGAAACGUUCUUCAGAGGAGCGGUCAGAACGCUACGGUCCAGUACAACAGCACCGCCGGGCCGUCGCCUCACUGGACAAACAGAUCCAACAAAAAGCCGAGCAGUUGAAGGAGCUCAAAGUAAAGCAUGCAGAGGAGAAAGCCUGCAAUGAAGAAGCGAAGAGGAGUCUGCUGGAGGCUACAGAACACUCAAUAAAACUGGAGACUGAGAUGAAGACACUAGAAGAGAUGGAGGAGCAAGCAGACAGUGGUCUGAUGGAGAAACUCAGGGCUUUGGUGACGAUGAAUGAGAACCUGAAGCAACAAGAGCAGCAGUUUCGGACACACUGCAGAGAAGAGAUGGUCCGUCUACAGCAGAACAUUGAAGAGCUAAAGUCAGCAUCAGGACAGGACACAGAGGAGGAGCAGGAGAGGAGGCAGCUAAUAGACCAACAGUACAAUUCAGAUAGAGAGAAGCUGCAAAACGUCCGCCUGCUCAUGGCUCGCAGGAACCGUGAGAUCGCAAUCUUGCAGAGGAAGAUCGAUGAGGUGCCUAGCCGGGCAGAGCUGACCCAGUACCAGAAGAGAUUUAUUGAACUCUACAGCCAAGUUUCUGCUACCCACAAAGAGACCAAGCAGUUCUUCACUCUCUAUAACACCUUAGAUGAUAAGAAGGUCUAUCUCGAGAAGGAGGUAAAUCUGCUGAAUUCAAUUCAUGACAACUUUCAACAAGCUAUGUCAUCUGCAGCUGCCAGGGAUCAGUUCCUCAGACAGAUGGAGCAGAUAGUGGAGGGGAUCAAACAGAGUCGCAUCAAGAUGGAGAAGAAGAAACAAGAAAACAAAAUGAGAAGAGAUCAGUUGAAUGAUGAAUACCUGGAGCUGCUUGACAAGCAGAGGCUCUACUUCAAGACUGUUAAAGAUUUUAAAGAGGAGUGCCGCAAAAAUGAGAUGCUGCUGUCCAAACUAAGAGCAAAAGGAGCUUCCUAACUUUGUUCUACCUGCUGGCUCUGUGUUUUCUUAAGCAAGCUUGAAGCUUUGAUAUACAUUGAUUGAAGUGUGUGGGAUCACAGAACAUGGUUAUUUUAGUUAUGCUUCACAGGCCAAAAACCCAGUUUCUUAAUGGGUGCCCAUCACAGCAGAUUUUACCAUAAAUGUGUCAUUUGGCUUUAGAACGUUUUCAUGGGAUCGAGGCCUUUGUAACAUAAAGAUUACAAAUGACCAACAUGCUUUGUGAUAUCUGUUUAGUCCGAGCUAUUGGUGUAUUAUAACAAGACUGAAGUAAACACUAUUCCUGAUACUGUAUGCUUUCCCAAAGUCAACAAAAGAUCUUUGACAUGUCUGUUCCUGCUUUAGUGCCUCAGAUCCUGCUGUAGCCAUUGUUGCAAUACAAUUACAUUAUUGUAACUAGCUGUUGAUAAAAUAUUUUAUGUUGACAAUAAAAUAUUGGAAAACUUGAUAA